CAUCAGCAAUGUAGCGGGCAGGUCACAUGGCGUACAUGGCUCUAACCCAGAAAGCCGAGCACCGAGCGUAACUUUGUGGAAGCGGCGCAAGCUAACCACGGCAGCAGGAUGGCGCCCAGAUGAGGUGGCGCAGCUCGUGGUGUUGGCCUGCUCUCCAUCGUGCUCGCGUUGUGCGGCCUGCUGCUCCCGGGCGCCACACGUGCAGAGUGGACCCCAAGCGACGGCUGCUCCAGCGGCUGCGACGGCAACGGAUACUGCGUUUCCAGCUCAACGUCAACGUGGUUUGGCGACAGUUGUCCCAACGGUUGGGCGGCUCAAGGCGACCCGCAUCGACAGUUUGGCCAAACCUGCUCUAUGACGGACUGCGCUUGGAUCUGCAGCAAUGAGUGUCCGUCGGGCAGCGCAUACACUGGUCAGUACAGCGGCAACAACUGCUACCUACCUGGAAAAAGCCAGUGUCAGUGCUGCAAUAAAGAAGAUACUAUUGAGUGCGCUGCUUACAAACAGUGUAUAUGGGCGCCCGAUGUCCCGUCGCCGCCCCCUCCUGGCGACCGCGGAGGCUGCAGCUAUGACAAUUACGAGGCGUAUGUGGGCCGGGAUCAGCUGGACUACACGUGUGAAGUCUCCACGCCCAUGACCGUCACGGCGUCUGUGAGCUCCGAGGCGGGUGACAGCCUGGCCAUCGAGGUGCGCUCCGGGUCUUCGUGCUCCGGCGGCACGCUGCAGACCACGGACAGGUCCAGCAACCCCAGCCUGUCGUAUGGCCCCCUGUCGUAUGGGACCUUCUGCGUCAGCGUGGUGUGCAAGAACUGGAUUGAGGCGUGCGGCAACGCCGUCAUCAGCAUCAGCUACUCAGAGGCCCUGUCCCCGUCGCCUUCGCAGCCGUCUGAGCCUUCUGCGCCGCCACCUCCUGGCGACCGCGGAGGCUGCAGCUAUGACAAUUACGAGGCGUAUGUGGGCCGGGAUCAGCUGGACUACACGUGUGAAGUCUCCACGCCCAUGACCGUCACGGUGUCUGUGAGCUCCGAGGCGGGUGACAGCCUGGCCAUCGAGGUGCGCUCCGGGUCUUCGUGCUCCGGCGGCACGCUGCAGACCACGGACGGGUCCAGCAACCCCAGCCUGUCGUAUGGCCCCCUGUCGUACGGGACCUUCUGCGUCAGCGUGGUGUGCAAGAACUGGAUUGAGGCGUGCGGCAACGCCGUCAUCAGCAUCAGCUAUUCAGAGGCCCUGUCCCCGUCGCCUUCGCAGCCGUCUGAGCCUUCUGCGCCGCCACCUCCUGGCGACCGCGGAGGCUGCAGCUAUGACAAUUACGAGGCGUAUGUGGGCCGGGAUCAGCUGGACUACACGUGUGAAGUCUCCACGCCCAUGACCGUCACGGCGUCUGUGAGCUCCGAGGCGGGUGACAGCCUGGCCAUCGAGGUGCGCUCCGGGUCUUCGUGCUCCGGCGGCACGCUGCAGACCACGGACGGGUCCAGGAACCCCAGCCUGUCGUAUGGCCCCCUGUCGUAUGGGACCUUCUGCGUCAGCGUGGUGUGCAAGAACUGGAUUGAGGCGUGCGGUAACGCCGUCAUCAGCAUCAGCUAUUCAGAGGCCCUGUCCCCGUCGCCUUCGCAGCCGUCUGAGCCUUCUGCGCCGCCACCUCCUGGCGACCGCGGAGGCUGCAGCUAUGACAAUUACGAGGCGUAUGUGGGCCGGGAUCAGCUGGACUACACGUGUGAAGUCUCCACGCCCAUGACCGUCACGGUGUCUGUGAGCUCCGAGGCGGGUGACAGCCUGGCCAUCGAGGUGCGCUCCGGGUCUUCGUGCUCCGGCGGCACGCUGCAGACCACGGACGGGUCCAGGAACCCCAGCCUGUCGUAUGGCCCCCUGUCGUAUGGGACCUUCUGCGUCAGCGUGGUGUGCAAGAACUGGAUUGAGGCGUGCGGCAACGCCGUCAUCAGCAUCAGCUAUUCAGAGGCCCUGUCCCCGUCGCCUUCGCAGCCGUCUGAGCCUUCUGCGCCGCCACCUCCUGGCGACCGCGGAGGCUGCAGCUAUGACAAUUACGAGGCGUAUGUGGGCCGGGAUCAGCUGGACUACACGUGUGAAGUCUCCACGCCCAUGACCGUCACGGCGUCUGUGAGCUCCGAGGCGGGUGACAGCCUGGCCAUCGAGGUGCGCUCCGGGUCUUCGUGCUCCGGCGGCACGCUGCAGACCACGGACGGGUCCAGCAACCCCAGCCUGUCGUAUGGCCCCCUGUCGUACGGGACCUUCUGCGUCAGCGUGGUGUGCAAGAACUGGAUUGAGGCGUGCGGCAACGCCGUCAUCAGCAUCAGCUACUCAGAGUUACCUUCACCACCGCCACCUCGGGCUACGCACUCGCCGCCUCCGCCGCGGCUUCUGCACUCGCCGCCUCCACCACCCCCGCGCUCGCCUUCGCCGCCACCUCAUUCGCCUCCGCCGCCCCCACAUUCGCCACCGCCUCCACCCCCACAUUCGCCCUCGCCUCCACCCCCACAUUCGCCGCCGCCUCCGCCCCCACAUUCGCCGCCGCCACCAUCGCCGCAUUCGCCGCCGCCACCGCCGCCGCAUUCACCUCCGCCGCCGUCCCCGCAUUCACCUCCGCCGCCGUCCCCGCAUUCACCUCCGCCGCCGUCGCCACAUUCGCCUCCACCGCCGUCACCACAUUCGCCUCCACCGCCGUCACCACAUUCGCCUCCGCCGCCGUCACAACAUUCGCCUCCGCCGCCGUCACCACGUUCACCAUCGCCGCCGUCCAUGCACUCGCCGCCGCCGCCUUCCACUGCAGGCGUCACUGUCAUCGGGUCGCCGCUGCCUACUUCCUCGCCGCCACGUGCUUCGCUGCCACCGCCUCCACUUCCUCUGCCACCACCAUCUCCAUCUCCCGCCGGCUUCGGUGCUAUCGGGUCCCCUCCGCUGCCGGCGCCUACCUCGCCGCCUCGUGGCAACUGCACGUACGACCAUUACUAUGUCAAGUCCAUCGGCCACUAUGAUAAAGUGAACUUCAUCUGCUCUAACUACCCGGUCGGCGAUGCUCCUUUGAUUGAAGUCGUGGUUACGGCCGAAUCAUCAGUGAAGGACGUUCUGCUGAUUGAGUUCCGGAGCGGAUCCAGCUGCAGCGGUACUUCCAUAGCGGAGUCUUCGAGGUCAUCACACCCAAGCUUCAGUUACAGCUUCGUGCCCCGAAGCACGAACAACUGUUUAAGCCUUGCCUGUAAAAACACGGCGUCGGGCUGCAAAGGCGCUUGGAUUAGCAUCGAUUACCGCAGGCCUGCACGCAGCCCUCCGCCGAAGCUCUCUUCUAGCGGCUGAUGUCACAAGUGCACGUGAUGCUGGCGCGCGUGUACGUAUAAGGCACGUCAAGGAGCGCGCGUGUGCGACUGGUCGUGUUGGAUUGGAGCGGCGAUGCCCAAGCGCGGUGCCAGUUAUGAUAGCGUGCGGAAUACGUACUUUCUAGCGCACCUGCCCCUCGUGAUGGGGCACUUUGAUCAGUAUAUAUCAUGUUUAGCCGUCGGCUUAGACGGCCUACCCUGUAAUAUGCAAGAGCU
Messenger RNA from Chlamydomonas reinhardtii, 3545 nucleotides. RefSeq lists its product as uncharacterized. Lineage: Eukaryota; Viridiplantae; Chlorophyta; Chlorophyceae; Chlamydomonadales; Chlamydomonadaceae. The record is from RefSeq and is a predicted model, not a curated record. The transcript is spliced from 19 exons. Bases 355 to 3309 code for a protein of 984 amino acids.